Molecule: messenger RNA, 1473 nt
Organism: Parathielavia appendiculata
Lineage: Eukaryota; Fungi; Ascomycota; Sordariomycetes; Sordariales; Chaetomiaceae
Product: Nnf1-domain-containing protein
Exons: 4
Coding region: 271-1125 (284 amino acids)
Biological process (GO): chromosome segregation
Cellular component (GO): MIS12/MIND type complex
Source: RefSeq, a predicted model, not a curated record
AGACCCGUGUUAUUGUCUGCCGUCUGCAUCGCAUAAGUCUUGUGGUUUUGCUCCUAAUGAAGAGUCCGAACGGAGUACCAAGCGUCCUGAGCCAAGUCCUGCCGAGAUGCGCCGCAAUCCGGCCGAGGAUCAUAAACGCGACACGAUGUGAACAUGUUCUUUUGUUCAACAUCGACAGCUCCCAGAACACGACACCACAGUACGCCUACUCGACCUUGGUACUUUGCCUUAUUUUCCCGUCCUUAUAACUGACAGCCGCGACACUCCAACAUGUCUUCCGAACAAGACCCCGGUCCAGCGGCCGAUCCGCAGCGACGACCCCGAGACGCAGACACCGAAAUGCCCGACCGACCCUCAACGGCAGCCGCAGAACCACCAUCCGCCGCACCACAAUCAAUCAACGGAAAUGCCUCCUCCUCUUUUGAUCCGGCAACCCAAGAACAACGAUCAACAGCAAACCAAACAACACUAAUAGAAAGGCAACAACAACAAGAGCAGAAAGAAAAGACUCCCCCGCCAGCCCCAGGUCCCCGCGCCGCCCGCCUGCAAGCGCUCUUCGCCUCAACGGCCAAGCACACACUGGAUAAGAUCAACAAAGACAAUUUUGCCGCCUGUUUUCCGACCGUCGCGGCCAAGGCACCGCACACGCUUGAGUUUGUGCAGAGGCAGAUGGUUGAGCGGUUGGGGGGGUUGUGGAAUAAAGAAUUCGAAACAAUCAUGGCCAACCGGCAGGUCGUAGCACGGCUCAACGAGCUUGAAGCGCUCGUUGCCGACGCCACUAGGCGGAGGAUGGACUCGACCGACCCGAGCUCACCACCUGUAGCCCCACACACCCUCCCAGCCGCGACCAUCCUCCAAGCGCACCUGCGCCCGCACCUCCAAACCCACCGAACCCGCCUCACCACCCUCCUCCAAACAACACGGUCCGCCAACGCCCAGCUCUGGGACGAGAUCCAGUCGCAGCGGGCCGAGAUGGAAGCGCUGGUGGCAGACGUCGAGAAGGCCGUGCACGACAUGGACGGGGCGAACGAGCUGCUUUCCGAGGUAGUCGACGAGAUAGCUGUCGAGACGCGGGCAGCGGAUGGGGACGUGAGGGCCGUUCUUGACAGGAAUAUAGGAGGGUGAAUAAUAAGCCAUGAGCCGAGGGUGCGGCGGGCUCUGAGAGCACUUGGGGCAAAACCGGACAUAACAAGAAGUGGGAGGGCAGCUGUUUGGUGUACGGCGGUUAGCAAGGCAAAGACACAAGCGAGGCAAGCAUGGGCUCGAUGUUUGGGAUAUGGGCGUGUUGGAUACCAGGUGUCGGGGCGUUGAUGACUGUAUUCCGGGUCAAUAUGAAAGAAAACACGGGUCCGUUGAAAUCGCAGGUCAAGUGAAAUCAAGUGGUAUCAAUUACCCUUGCGUUCUCGCAAAUCUACACAUGUAUACUGGUAUGUCCACCUCAGAUAACCUCCCUUCGGCCUAUGAAGAUCCGCU